This is a messenger RNA of Gregarina niphandrodes, 804 nucleotides long. Its product is annotated as 14-3-3 protein epsilon. The transcript has a single exon. Gene Ontology annotation, cellular component: cytoplasm. The record is from RefSeq and is a predicted model, not a curated record. Gene Ontology annotation, biological process: signal transduction. The coding region runs from base 1 to 804 and encodes 267 amino acids. Lineage: Eukaryota; Apicomplexa; Conoidasida; Eugregarinorida; Gregarinidae.
AUGUCCCCCACUGCCCCACUUACUAACGAGCGCGAUGUGAUUGUGUACAAGGCCAAGUUGGCGGAGCAGGCGGAGCGUUACGACGAAAUGGCUGAGUCCAUGAAAGAGUUGGUCCGCACGGCUGCCAAGGAUACGCCUUUGACUGUGGAAGAGCGCAACUUGUUGUCGGUGGCUUUCAAGAAUGCCGUUGGUGCUCGCCGUGCCUCACUGCGCAUCAUUAACUCGCUCGAGAACAAACAACGCCAGAGAGCGCAAUUGGAGUACGUGGAGAUCACCAAGGCCUAUCAACAGAAGGUCACGGAGGAACUCUCCACCAUCUGUGAGGAUAUCAUCCAACUGCUCCAGGAACACCUACUCCAGUCCGUCGAGGAGGAUGUGGAGGCACAGGUCUUCUACUGGAAGAUGAAGGGCGACUACUACCGCUACCUCUGCGAAUUCGCUGGUGAAGCUAAUAAAGCCAAGGCCACCGAAGCCGCAAAGGAAGCUUACGAACGCGCCACAGACAUAGCCGCAAAGGAACUCAACGCCACCCACCCUGUCCGCCUUGGACUCGCCCUGAACUACUCCGUCUUCCACUACGAGAUCCUCUCACACCCAGAAAUUGCCUGCCAAAUUGCCAAGUCCGCCUUCGACGACGCCAUCUCACAACUUGAGUCCGUCGACGAGGAAUCCUACCGCGACUCUACCCUCAUCAUGCAACUGCUCAGAGAUAACCUCACCCUCUGGACCACCGACGCCGAAACGGCGGCAGCCGCCGUCGCCCCCGCCGCCCCCGUCGCCGUUGAACCCGAAGCUGAGAAGUAA